This is a messenger RNA of Rhipicephalus sanguineus (brown dog tick), 530 nucleotides long. RefSeq names its product oxytocin-neurophysin 1-like. Lineage: Eukaryota; Metazoa; Arthropoda; Arachnida; Ixodida; Ixodidae. Gene Ontology annotation, molecular function: neurohypophyseal hormone activity. The record is from RefSeq and is a predicted model, not a curated record. The coding region runs from base 61 to 504 and encodes 147 amino acids. The transcript is spliced from 4 exons. Gene Ontology annotation, cellular component: extracellular region; secretory granule.
GGGCAACACCAGCAUCUCGGGCCUCCCGAAAAGGAACGUCCUCUGCUCGCGAGGGGACUCAUGGAACGACGUCGUUACCCAAAGAUGACACCUUUGGGCCUUCUUAUGCUGGGCUUGGUGGGAGUAACGAGCGCCUGUUUCAUCACAAAUUGCCCUCCUGGAGGCAAGCGGUCUUCCGAACCGUCAGCCGUCCGAAUGUGCCCCCGGUGCGGUCCCGGUGGUCGCGGAGUGUGCUACAGCGCGGACGUGUGCUGCACGAGCAGCGCUUGCGUGAUCAACGACCCACUGCUGGCGCUGCCGUGCCGUGCCGAGAGCCUGCACAGCCACGCCUGCCAGGUGCCCGGAAAGCGCUGCGGUGCCGUUGCACAGGGACGAUGCGCUAUGCGGGGAUUCUGCUGUGGUGCAGACGGCUGCAGGAGAGACGAGUCUUGCUCAAAUGACGCAAGUACCGACCAGUUCGGAACGAGCGUCGACAUGCUGGAGUACGGUGUAUCUAGGAGGUAACCGACCGACCCGUGGAUCACCUGAGC